GCCGUGACGGACAGCGAGGUGCCGGCCGGGCCGCCGCUGCAGGUGUCCGUGGAGGCGGCCUCCUCGACGCAGCUGAGGAUCACCUGGCAGCCGCCCGACCGCACCCUGUGGAACGGAGACAUUCUGGGCUACGUCAUCGGCUUCCGACACCUAGGGUCGGCGGAGGAGUCGUUCAACUACACGCGGGUGUCGAUGACCGGCGACGUGUCGGGGGACUUUCGACUCUCCGGGAUGGACAAGUACACCCAGUACCAGGUCGUGGUGCAGGCCUUCAACACGCGCGGGGAGGGCCCGCAGUCCCCCGUGGUGAUCGCGCAGACGCUGGAGGACGCGCCCGGUGGGCCGCCGCGGGAGGUGCAGUGCUCGGCGCUCACGGCGCACAACCUGCAGGUGGGCUGGCUGCCGCCCUCACCGCACCUGGCGCACGGCAUCAUCCAGGGCUACCGCCUCAUCCACGAGCCGGCCGACGACGACGAGACCUCGGAGAGCGCUGCGCGUGAGAGCAAGGCCAUGACGUCCACCAACACGGUGCUGCACGGCUUGGUGCCCGCCGCCAACUACUCCAUCCAGGUGCUCGCCUUCACUCGCGCCGGGGACGGCGUGCCGAGCAAGCCCAUCGUCUGCAGCACGGACGAGGCCGCGCCCGAGCCACCGGAGCGCGUCAAGGCCGUGGUGCGGUCCUCCAAGAGCGCGGUGCUGAGCUGGACGCCGCCGCGGCGCGCCAACGGCCGCAUCGUCAAGUACACGGUACACGUGCGCCAGGUCGGCGACCGGGUGCCCGUCGUCAAGGGCACGGUGCCGGCCUCGCAGCUGCACUACGACGUGCAGGACCUCAGCCACGAGCACUCGUACGAGGCGUGGGUCACGGCCUCCACCAAGGUGGGGCCCGGCCGACAGUCGCGGACCGUGCCGCUCUCGCCCAGUCCCGGGGCUUCCGUGAGCGCCGGCAUCGUGUCGUGGGGACGCAGCCUGGUGCUGCCUCACCGCACCAACGUGACGCUGGCCUGCCUGGUGGUGGGCGCGCCGCCGCCCGCCGUGGAGUGGAGGCACGCCGACGUGCGCCUGGACCCGCAGCCGCAGCCCGGCCAGGGCGGCCAGGGCGAGCACCACCUGCUGCUGGCCAACCUGCAGCGCACCGCCGAGGGCAACUACUCGUGCCACGCCAGCAACGCGGCCGGCAGCGACGCCAUCGUGUACUCGCUGCAGGUGCAGGUGCCGCCGACAGCCCCGCUGCUUCUGACGACCACCACGACGGUGGACACGGUGCAGCUGCAGUGGAAGCAGGGCGACAACGGGGGCGCGGCGGUGCGCGGCUUCGUGCUGGCGUUCCGCCGCGAGCUGGGCGAGUGGGAGGAGGCCGCCCUGGACCGGCGCGCCUCCACGCACCUGCUGUCGAACCUGCACUGCGGCACGCGCUACCAGUUCACGCUCACCGCCUUCAACAAGAUCGGCAGCGGCGCGGCCUCGGCGCUGCGCACCGCCACCACCAAGGGCGGCAAGCCCGCCGCCGCGCCACAGUCGCAGUUCCUGCUCGUCAACGCCACGGCCGCCACGCUGCACCUGCCCGCCUGGCAGGACAACGACUGCCCCAUCCUGUACUUCGUGGUGGAGUACCAGGCCGACGGCGACGACUGGGUGCUGG
Messenger RNA from Frankliniella occidentalis (western flower thrips), 1642 nucleotides. RefSeq names its product cell adhesion molecule Dscam2-like. Gene Ontology annotation, cellular component: plasma membrane; axon. The transcript has 7 exons. The record is from RefSeq and is a predicted model, not a curated record. Gene Ontology annotation, biological process: cell-cell adhesion; axon guidance. The annotation marks the transcript as partial. NCBI's taxonomy places the organism in Eukaryota, Metazoa, Arthropoda, Insecta, Thysanoptera, Thripidae. Gene Ontology annotation, molecular function: protein binding.